AUGAUGUGGAAGUCGUUGCGACUCUCCACUCUCGCUCUUUGUGUGGUACCGAACGUAUUCGCCAUCGACAUAUACCUCUCCCCACCUCCACUCCUCCCAAACCUUCCCAUUGACUUUGUUGCUGACGAUGCAAGUGCUGUCCUAUCCCAGCAUCUUGGAUUAGAGGCGUUCAACGAGCUAAGGGCUGGAAGCCGGACUUUGGAGGAUUUAUUCCAGGUUCAAGGAGAGACGGAACUCAUUGGAGAGCAGAGGCAGAGAAAUGUGCUUUUACUGACUGUCGAUGAAGUUGACUUGAAGGCAAUGAACCUCCCUGGAUCCCUUCGCCAUGUAGCUUCUCUAGAAAGUCCACCGACGCCAUCUUUGGACAGCGUUAUCUCCACCUACCUCCACCAUGCCGCCCACAUUUACACCUCUCUUUUCUCGCCCGCUCCAUCUACAGACUUUGCCGAUACCCUUCAGGCAGGUUAUUCGUCGCAACUCAACUCUAUUUCGACCUUCCUAUCAAAGUCGGAAGAGGCUGCUUUUGCAGCACAAGAACUUGGGGCCCUUCGGAAACUCCGCACUCAAUAUGGAUCCUCCAGUCCAGAAUAUGAGGCUGCACUGGCCGAUACGCACUCCAUGAUUCAACUGGCGAUCUCCCAAGAUGCCAAAAUAGCACUUUUGGCUUUCUCCUCAACUACCUCGACUCCUGUCAAACGUCAAGCCCAACCCUCGCAGGCGCCUUUUCCUUCGCCUAAGCCAGCACCACAGCAACCAAUAGGCAGCAUUGGCACAUGCCAUACAACGCUUGACGCGUGCUCGAACUCGACUUUGAGCUGCUCCGGACGUGGGGAGUGCGUUAGCGCAAGCAAAGCUGGCAGAACAUGUUUCGUUUGUGCUUGCGGGAAAUCAACGAAGGGUGCGGGGAAAACACUCAAGACUGAAAACUGGGUCGGCGAGCGUUGCGAGCGAAAGGAUGUUAGCGGACCAUUCGUCCUUUUAGCAGGUACAACAGUGGUCCUCAUUCUUGUCGUCGCCAUGAGUGUUGGGCUUCUGUAUGGUGUCGGCAACAUUGAGCUUCCCAGCGUACUCAUGGGCGGAGCGGUACACCCUAAGAAAGAUUAG
This is a messenger RNA of Mycena indigotica, 1104 nucleotides long. RefSeq names its product DUF3844 domain-containing protein. The coding region runs from base 1 to 1104 and encodes 367 amino acids. The record is from RefSeq and is a predicted model, not a curated record. NCBI's taxonomy places the organism in Eukaryota, Fungi, Basidiomycota, Agaricomycetes, Agaricales, Mycenaceae. Gene Ontology annotation, cellular component: endoplasmic reticulum. The transcript has 3 exons.